GCUGCUGCUGCUGCUGCUGAAGUCGCGGCCACUCCACUCCAUGUUUUGCCCUGCCCUGGUUUGCGCUCUGCCCACUGUGCGUGUCUCAUUUCCACGUCGCUCCACUCACACUGACACAUCAGCGACGGCACAAGUUGGCAUCACUGGGCUGCCACUAUCUUUUCCCAAUCGGAACCAACGGGUGCCUCUUUUCGAGGAUGACACGGAGGGUACAUGUCAAGUGACGAGUGAUUCCUUUGCUUUUGAAUGCAGCUCAUUAUCGGAAACCCUUCAGUAAUCAUUCUUUUCAGGAUUUCUUUUUUAUCCCGGUGGAUUCUUUUCCUCUCUGAAAGACAGCGUCAAGGAUUCCACACCGGUGUUUGCGAUGUGGAGACUGCAAGGGAUUGUGUGCACUCUGUGGCUGCUGCUGUCCACGGCUGUCGGUGGUGAGAGCAAAGCGCGGAGCUGCAGCGAAGUUAGACAAGCGUAUCACGCCAAAGGAUUCAGCCUCGUCAAUGUACCUCAUCAAGAAAUAUCAGGUGAGCACCUGCACGUCUGUCCUCAGGGAUACACCUGCUGCACGUCUGACAUGGAAGACAAACUCAACCAGCAGAGCAAACUGGAGUUUGAGAAGCUGGUUGAGGAGAGCAGCCACAACAUGAGGGUGACAUUUGUUUCCAGGCAUAAAAAGUUUGACGAGUUUUUCUUGGAGCUCCUGGACAAUUCCGAGAGGUCUCUGAACAGCAUGUUCACAAGGACAUUUGGAAAGCUGUACAUGAAGAACUCAGAGGUGUUCCAAGACCUGUUCACUGAGUUAAAGCGCUACUACACGGGUGGCAACGUCAACCUGGAGGAGAUGCUCAAUGACUUCUGGUCCAGGCUGUUGGAGCGGAUGUUCCAGUUAUUGAACUCCCAGUACCACUUCACAGAUGAUUACCUGGAGUGUGUCAGUAAAUACUCAGAUCAACUCAAGCCCUUUGGAGAUGUGCCCAGGAAACUGAAGGCUCAGGUCACCAGGGCCUUGAUUGCUGCACGUACAUUUGUCCAGGGCCUCAUGGUCGGUCGGGAAGUAGCCAACAGGGUCGCCAGGGUGAAUGUUGCUCCAGCGUGUGUCCGAGCCUUGACCAGGAUGCUUUACUGCCCAUACUGCCGCAACAUGCCUGGGCUGAAGCCCUGCCAAAACUAUUGCCAAAAUGUAAUGAGGGGCUGUCUAGCUAACCAGGCUGACCUUGAUCCAGAAUGGAACGUCUUUAUUGAUGCCAUGCUGCUGGUGGCUGACAGACUGCAGGGACCUUUCAGCAUCGAAGCAGUCAUUGAGCCAAUUGAUAGCAAGAUCUCGGAAGCUAUCAUGACAAUGCAGGAUAACAGCAUGCAGCUCUCAGCCAAGGUUUUUCAACGCUGUGGGCCACCAAAAGCUUCAGGGACGGGCAGAUCUGCUCGUGGCAUUUCCGAUGUGUUCAGUACCCGUUUCAGGCCUUUUCCUCCUGAAGGAAGGCCAACCACGGCCACGGGUACAAGCCUGGAAAGAUUGAGGGGUGUCUGGAGGACAAUGCAACACAGUGUGAUUGACAUCAAAGAGAAGUUGAAGGUGUCCAAGAGGUUCUGGUCCAAUUUACCGGACGAUGUCUGUGCCGAGGGCAAGCUGACAGAAUCUGACGAGGAACAGUGUUGGAACAGCCACACCAAGGCCAGAUAUUUUCCAGAAGUGGUGAAAGAGGGACUAACCAACCAGGUGAACAACCCAGAGGUGAACUUGGACAUCACUCGGCCCGACACAUUAAUUCGACAGCAAAUAAUGGCUCUGCGAGUGAUGACCAAUAAGCUGAAAAAUGCAUACAACGGAAAUGAUAUCUACUUCCAAGACUCCAGUGACGAAGGCAGCACUUCUGGAAGCGGCAGUGGCUGCUCCGACGGUUGUACUACAGAGGCUAUUAUUGUGGGAUCAGAAGCUCCUGUGAUCGGAGCGGACAGAAGUGAUGAACACACAGCAGCAGCAGGACAGACGCUCUCCCACAGACCGUCACUACUAUUGAUGGUGACCGCCAUCAUAGCGACAUUCAUUGCAAUACAGCCCAGAUGGAGAUAAUACAUUCGAGCUGGCUGCUCACUGACUUCUAUACUGCUGCGUACAGUAUGUUCUACAGCUGCUCCCUCACUGGACCUGUAGAAGUUUGUGGAAACAACCCUUUUGAGAAAGCACUGACUGGCUGUGUGCUAAGACGAAAGAGUGAGACCAGUGCUGCAUCCUAGUCAUCCCCUAAAAAGUGGUUGCUGACAACACUUUCACCUCUUGGAACAAAAAUGCAGAUGUUUCGGAGUGCAUUUUUUAAAAACUAUUACUGGUGACAGUUCACCUUGUAAUAGUUCUACCAAUGAUUUCCCAGAUAACGGCGGAAUGUGUUUAACUUUCAUUUGUACAACAUUUUUGUGACAACGUUCAGUUUAUCCUAACAAAAGGCUUACUGUGUGCAUGCAAGGAAAUAAAGGUCAAAUAUAUUUUUUUCAAUGCAAUUUUGGAUUUUAAAGUCAGAUUUCAGUUUGUAUUCAGUCAUAUCAUUUUGGAUUCCGGUGACAGCUUUCCUCUUACCAUUAAUGCUCAUUAAUACACUCUGCUUUUUUUGCACGGAUACAUUUUGUUAGCUUGUUGUGUUUUAAAACUCCAAAUGAUAAUAUAUCUAUUUUUCAGAUCAUUUAAAUGACUGAUGAUCAUGCUGCAGGCGGCACAGCGGUCAAGUGGUUAGCGCGCAGAGCUCACAGCUAGGAGGACCAGGGUUCAAUUCCACCCUCGGCCAUCUCUGUGUGGAGUUUGCAUGUUCUCCUCGUGCAUGCGUGGGUUUUCUCCAGGUACUCCGGUUUCCUCCCACAUUCCAAAAACAUGCUAGGUUAAUUGGCGACUCCAAAUUGUCCAUAGGUAUGAAUGUGAGUGUGAAUGGUUGUUUGUCUAUAUGUGCCCUGUGAUUGGCUGGCGACCAGUCCAGGGUGUACCCCGCCUCUCGCCCAAAGACAGCUGGGAUAGGCUCCAGCACACCCCGCGACCCUUGUGAGGAAAAGCGGUAGAAAAUUAAUUAAUGAAUGAAUGAAUGAUCAUGCUGCAUCUUUUAUAACAAUUACAUAUUUCACUGGAUUGUGCGGCAAUGUAAUGUUUUUUUUUAAGAUUUAAUAUAAUGUAUUAUUUAUUCAAAGCACAUUUAUCAAUUCAAACAGACAAACAGCAGUAAGCCAUUGUUUCAUUUCCUCUGCACAUUGUAUCCCAAUAACUGCCUCCUUUACAAAGCCUACACGUGUAUUUGCUUAGCCAUCAGGUCACAGCCUCCAAACACAAGUCAUGUAAGGAGUAAUGGUCUCUGCAAGAUAUCCACAAAUCCAGCCAUUAGAAAUGAAGCCAAAUGCAGAGGUUGGAGGAUGGGCUAGUAAUAAAAGAACUAAGGUCACUACAAAGACGCCUCUGUCUGUGUCUUACAUGUUUGACCUCUAACAUGAUAUAGAGGCUCAUGGGUCAGGGACCAGUGUAAUUUAUGUGAUAUUUCGCUACAAAACGCCUACUUCGAGAUAUGUUGCAGGAAUAAUUAAGGUGGCAAAUGUGAACACUUCGAAAAGGUGUGCUUGGAGACCAAUACCUGAAAAGUGAGUGUUUUUUCUCGGUGGAGACUGUCUCUAUAGCCCUCCACGAGCAAAUUAACAGCUGCUGUGAGCAUCUCAAAGAGAUUACACGUUUCAUGUAGCAAGCAUGGAACAUUACUCCUCACUUUACACUGCACACCAGAGAGGAAGAGCACUUUCCUUCACAGACGUUCUCUUUAAAAAGUUCACAAACGACAAGCGUCACAGAAAUGCGGUGCUCCUGUUGUCCUAUCCAAUGAGCCAAUAUUUGAGUGGCUAUCCAUAGGGACAACAUUUGCAGCUGAUUAAAAGUAUUUCUGUUGGACCAUAUGGCUUAGCAGAGAGAGCUCGACACAAAAAGCCUGUACUGCAGACAGACAGAGAAGAAAAUGAAUUAUGUCGCCUUGCUCUCAGCAGAAAGUGUGUUAGCAGGAGGUGACCAGCAGCUUCCCGGCAAACUCACCAUGGUGCAAUUGAAUUAGUGACAAGAACACCCCUCCCACCCGAGUGAAACAGUCCAAUAGCAUGAGCUGAGCCAUACAGGAAUGCGUUGAACAUCGUUUAGAAAUGUACAGGUGGUCCUCGAUUGGUCCUCGCCUUGUUAAAUUUUAGUCAUAAGGGAGGCGGAGGUACAAGUUGCAAGACAAGCCUUGUUUCUGCUCUUCCUGCUAAAACACGAGCAACCUUUCAGUCUUCAUAUUCUGACUAUGCUGCUUAGCUAUUGCUGUAUCUGUUAGUGGAGAGGAUCCUUUUAACGCGCACAAGGAUACUGUCAGGAUGGUGUUACGUUUAGUAUUAUGAGAUUUUCACCUUUCGGUGACAGUGACGCCUGCACAUGUGCCAGCCGAGGAGGACUGAUAGACCACUUCCUCGUCAUACUUGCAAUGUCCGGGUAGAAAUUACAAUACGAUCCUUAUCCUUAAUGAUGGUCGCGACAGUCAAGUACUAAUAUUAGUCAGAGAUAUUUAUGAUGUUCAUUUUCACUUCCAUGGUGAUGACUUGAUGCGGUCCCUGCUUUACCCUUUGGAGUCAUAAUGAAAUGCAUAAGUACUAAACGAUGCUGUCGUUACUCAUCAUAGACCAGGCGUAGGUGCCCAUACACUGUGCCAAUGUAGUGUGGCCAGCGCACUUUGUAGCUUUUGUGAUCGGCGCAGUCUGGCGCACCCACGCCUCUUUACCUCCCACUGGCACAAGUGACAAAAAGGGAGGAGACAAGGCGUGACAGGGUUUUACACAACUGAGUGUAACCAAUAAAAUGAACGCCUCCAUUUCCUUUAAAUAUGCAGGGCCCACAGGACUGCGCAUCUGAGGCCACAAAGCGCGUCACCACAUAGACCACCAUCUGACAUCAGAUGUGAUGGGACAAUUAAUAUAAAAAUUUAAAUGCUAGUUCAGACGGUUACAUUCACUAGUGGUUGCUGUGAUUCUUUAUUGCAUAAAAAUGUGUAUGGCACACUCAAAAACCUGCCUGUGAGGUUUUGGUGACGUGUGUGCACUGUGCUCCUGUCAACCAAAUUUACCAUUGCCUGGGAUGCGCUUCACCUGCGCCAUAAAUAGCUUUCAGUGCACCCUUAUCCCGCUGUUUUGUCACAAAAUUUUCACUGCGCCAAGCUGAAAAUGUGGACACUUCCCACUAGUACGCCGCCAUGCCCAUCUCGGCGCAGCCCAAUCUACCAGAUUACCAAAUUGGCUGCGCACAUUGAUGCGCUGUACGAAGUUACCACUGCAUGGGGUGCGCCAUGCUGCAUCACCCUGCACUAUCUUGAGCUGCGCCACGAAAACAGAGCCCCAGCGCCUUACGCUACGUGCUAUGCAGCAACUACUUCUCGAACGAGUGUCGUGUUUAAGGACCAAAAUUAAAAAUUACGUUUUUUAUUAAUUUACGGGAGCAUGUUUGUAACCACGGAACGUCGUAAACUGAGGACCACCUGUAUAAUAAUAAUAAAAGUAUUGAUUGUACGUUCAGACAUUUGUUUUGUUAGCUCUUUUAAGAUGUGAUGUCCCUGUCCUUUUUAAUAUUUUAAUUGGAAAGUGUUUAAUUCACUUCUGCCUUUGGCAUUUUAGUUGAGUGACAGCACAUGUCAGUUUUCAAACACAUUUGUUAAGGAAACCGUUAAGGAAAACUGUCGAGUUAAUCGAGUAUGAAAAAGAGCAAAAAAUAAAGAGCAAGGGUAUGACGUUGAUUUAAUCAUUUAGUAAUGUAAUCAAAAUUUGGCCUCGGAUGAUUUCAGCUUUACUGCAUUAACAGCUGUGCGUGUGAGCAUCUGUGGUUGUGCAAAGGUUGAUUGCCCUACUAAGAGCCCAGGCAAGACAUGUCUGCAAAUGAAUGAGAAUAAGAUAGAUCUUUACUGUUGUCCCUGAAAUGCAUUGAAGGAAAUACACAGACACAUUCUUAAGCUGGUCCAAUUUCUCCAAAGAGCUUGCAUCAGUAAACAACACUCUCAUUAUGUUAAGAAGGAUGUUUGCCCUUUUCCUUUGCCUUGUGUAUUCUCCCCUGACAAGCUAUCAGACCAUGGUCGCACACAGAGUAUCAGUGUCGGAGAUGCUUCAGUGCUUAACUUAAUUUGUUGUGAGGCUUUUUUUCUUCUUUAGUCUCUUUGGCAUUUCAAAAGUGGAAAAAAGAAAACUGCACCACCCGUGAUUGAGGUUUGUAGGUUGUUUACAGAAUGUUUCAAGUUAAAUGUGUUAUGCAAGGUUCUCUUCAUUUUGACGUAAACCGUUUAAUGCACUUUUGCUUAAACAUAUGCUGUGAGUGUGGUAGGGUUGUCAUUUGUGAAAUCAGAUGACCAAGGAGCAGAUGAAGAUUUUCACAGCCGUCAAUUGACGCUGUUUUAAGUGUUUUGGAACUGAAGUUGCUGAUACAAGCGGACAUGCCUUACCAUUUUUUAAAAUAAUUGAAUGGAUAGCUCAUUUGGCUUUUGUUACAGAAAAUAAAUAUUAAACAUUUUAUUAAAUAAAUGAAAUUAAAUGUGGCUAUGUUCUCUUUCUUGUCUAUAUUUAUAUUUCAGCAUGACGCCCGUG
This is a messenger RNA of Doryrhamphus excisus (bluestripe pipefish), 6600 nucleotides long. Its product is annotated as glypican-6-like. Gene Ontology annotation, biological process: cell migration; regulation of protein localization to membrane; regulation of signal transduction. Gene Ontology annotation, cellular component: synapse; plasma membrane; extracellular region. The record is from RefSeq and is a predicted model, not a curated record. NCBI's taxonomy places the organism in Eukaryota, Metazoa, Chordata, Actinopteri, Syngnathiformes, Syngnathidae.